GCUGUAAAUAUGACCAUAAUCAGUCAAACAGAAGUUGUAGUGCACGUGCGAAGGUAUUAAAAUACUUAACGUAUCAAAAACUACAUUUUUUAUACAGCAAAAAUGGCAGAUAACGUGGAUGCAAAUAUUUUUGGAAAAUCAAAAGAUACACAAAAAAAUCAAGAUUCGAUAUCAAUUAUUCCUGUACUUAGUGGUUAUGAAUACAAAAUGGAUCACAAACACCGAGGGAAAGCAAUAAUUUUCAAUCAUUAUAAAUUCGAUAACAAUAGUAUGCCCGUAAGGAGUGGUACUGAAUUAGACUGUGAUAGAUUAGAAAAAGUUUUAAGAAAUAUUUAUGAUUUUGAAGUGACUGUAUGUAUGGAUUAUAAGUAUGGUCAGAUUUUCGAUACACUAGACAAAGCGGCAAAUGAAGACUACACAGAUUGUGAUUGCGUUUUGGUAGCAGUAAUGUCACAUGGUGAAAAAGGAAAAUUGUAUGCAAGAGAUACUUCUUAUAGAAUUGAAACUUUAUGGACACCGUUUACAAACUGUCCAACAUUAAUUGGGAAACCUAAAAUUUUCUUUAUUCAGGCAUGUCGCGGUGAUAAAUUAGAUUCAGGUCAUAAAAUUUUUGUUGAUUCCCCACAAUUAGCUACAAUACCAACAAUUGCCGAUAUUUUAGUUAUGUAUUCAACGUUCGAAGGUUAUUAUUCGUUUAGAUCGUCUUCUAAAGGAUCUUGGUUUAUACAAAGACUUUGCGACGAAUUGGAGAGUAGAUAUGGCGAUAAUAACGAUAAAGAUAUUUUACAAGUAUUAACCUUGGUCAAUAGGCAAAUGGCGUUGAAAGACUCGAGUUUUAAUCCUUUUAACAAAGAAGUCCAUAAUAAGAAACAAGUUGGAUCUAUUGUUAGUAGCUUAACAAGAACGUUGUAUCUUAAAAGAAGAGUAUUAACAAAUAAUUUUCAAUAUGAAGAUGAACCAAUGCAAUAA
Onthophagus taurus is the source of this 969-nucleotide messenger RNA. RefSeq names its product caspase drICE-like. Gene Ontology annotation, biological process: apoptotic process; proteolysis; positive regulation of neuron apoptotic process. Gene Ontology annotation, molecular function: cysteine-type endopeptidase activity. NCBI's taxonomy places the organism in Eukaryota, Metazoa, Arthropoda, Insecta, Coleoptera, Scarabaeidae. Gene Ontology annotation, cellular component: cytoplasm. The record is from RefSeq and is a predicted model, not a curated record.